This is a messenger RNA of Aspergillus saccharolyticus JOP 1030-1, 1428 nucleotides long. Its product is annotated as FAD-linked oxidoreductase. Gene Ontology annotation, molecular function: proline dehydrogenase activity; FAD binding. Lineage: Eukaryota; Fungi; Ascomycota; Eurotiomycetes; Eurotiales; Aspergillaceae. The transcript is spliced from 2 exons. The record is from RefSeq and is a predicted model, not a curated record. Bases 1 to 1428 code for a protein of 475 amino acids. Gene Ontology annotation, cellular component: mitochondrion.
AUGUCUGGUUCUUUGAGAGCUACCUCCGGCCUGAGACCUGCAGGGAUUGCAGCAUUCCGAGCUCCCUUGGCUCUUCGGCACACACGAUAUGUCUCAACGCGAUCCUCCCUAAGCGGAGAGAGUGUUGCCCCGUUGGUGACCGUUACACCCACCGAGGUCAAAAAGCCCGCUGUCUCUGCCCACUCAGUCAUCCCCACUGGCAUUCUGCUUCGGUCUCUUCUGGUGACUACGGUGUCCUCGCAUCCGCUUCUGUUAGGGUCCAGCUUGUCUAUUUUAUCCUUCCUUACAAAAUCCCGCAGCCUCUUAUUAGAUGUGGAACGAAAUCCUCUCAUUCACUGGGUUCUGAGAAAGACUUUCUACGACCAUUUCUGUGCAGGGGAAAGAGAAGCUGAGGUGCACAAAACUAUCGAGCAGAUCAAGAGUACAGGAGUGAAAGGGGUGAUUCUUACCUACACACGCGAAACAGUGCAAGACUCCCGCACAGAACAGCAGCGGUUCGCCAAUACAAAGGCCCUGGAAAAGGCUGCAUCAACAGAUACCUGUGAGCAUAUUGAAGCGUGGAGAGAAGAUGUUCUGCGUACAGUGGAUAUGCUUGGCCCCGGAGACUUCCUUGCCCCCAAACUCACUGGUGCUGGUCCCAAGGUGACCCAAGCCUUUGCUGCCGGUCAGCCCGUUCCCACACAGAUGGUCGAGGCACUGGACGAAGUGUGCCGUCGGGUGGUUGAAAAGAAAGCCCGUUUGCUCAUGGAUGCGGAGCAACAUGCUUUCCUUCAAGGGAUCCACAGUCUGACCCUCGACAUGAUGCGCAAGUACAACCGCGGUGGGGAGGCGGUCAUCUAUAACACCUUUCAAGCAUACCUCAAAGCCGCUCCAGAACUCAUUGCCUCGCACUUGAAGCUGGCCCACGAAGAGGGCUUUACUUUGGGAUUGAAACUGGUCCGCGGCGCUUACAUGAGCAGCGAUCCAAGACACUUGAUUCACGACACGAAAGAGAACACAGAUCAGGCCUACGAUACGAUUGUGCGGGGUAUCCUGCAACAGAACUACAAAGGGUUUGGCGAGAAAGGCCGCCCGUUCCCCGCCACGGACUUGUUCUUGGCCACGCAUAAUGUUGAGAGUGCGGUGGCAGCGCAUAACUUGCACCAGACCCGGGUUCGGGACAACCUCCCGACGUGCAAGGUUGAGUUUGGACAACUAAUGGGGAUGGCCGAUGGGGUCACCUAUGGACUGCUGCAGCUCAGAGGCCAGAACCGGGCUCCACCCGCUGUCUACAAGUGCUUGCAUUGGGGAAGUCUGAGUGAAUGUCUGAGUUUCCUGCUGCGGCGAGCGGCGGAGAAUCGUGAUGCGGUAUCGCGAACGAUGACCGAGCAUGAGGCGCUCAAGGCAGAGGUCAAGCGUCGGAUCAGGGCGGUGUUCAGUAGAUCAUGA